Symbiodinium sp. CCMP2592 is the source of this 801-nucleotide messenger RNA. The record is from the annotation of a GenBank genome assembly. NCBI's taxonomy places the organism in Eukaryota, Dinophyceae, Suessiales, Symbiodiniaceae.
AUGACAGUUCUGGAGCUGGGAGUACACAUGGGCCACACCACGGCCGUCUUAGCUGCGAUAUUUCGGAAGGUGAUUUCAGUGGACAUCUUGAGGACGUCUUUGGAUGUCGCUGCCAAGCACACCGCUGCCUUGCCAAACGUGUUUCUGCUAUCUUUGGAUCUUAUGGCGGCCGACUGGCGGGCUUUUGCCAGCAACAACGUCAGCGUAGUCGUUAUCGAUGCGAGCCACGACUAUGCCAGCGUCCUGUCGGACGCGCGCAACUCCCUGCACUACUUGCCGCACUUAAGGUACCUGGUCUUCGAUGACUACGGCUUCGACCCGGUGUAUCGAGCGGUGCAGGAGCUUGAGGAUGUAGGGCUCCUGACAAACUGCCAGAGCCUGGGCACCGGCUGGGACCGUCGCGUCGGCCGCUCUGAGGGCCGGGUCUGCAAGGCGGAUCCCCAAAGGAGGAGCCUCCGAUGGACCCUUCAGCGCAGCUUCCUCAACUGGCGCUUCCACCUUUACAGGUUGCCCUUGACUCUGCAGCACUUCGGCUACAUGCGCUUCCUCCCCGACGGAAGCCUCCUCUCCUCGCAGUGGCGAAGGGGCAACUGGAGUUUCGUCAUGGGGGAGGAUCGAUACUUGCAGCUUCGCAUACCGCGCCUGGGGCGGGGUGAGCGUGUGCUCCUGCACUUCAACGAGCGCCGCAAGGGAUUCCUCAUGUGCCGGCUAUCGAUGCAGGAAGCAGAGUGGUUUGGAAUCUCUGAGGACCUGGUCCAGGAUCCUUUCAAGCUUGCGAACGAGGGCUUUCACUCCUACUAG